GGUUAAAAUUCAACGCGUUGUCGAUAAUUACCCUGUCAUAGGAUUAUCAUCUGAUAGUACGUGUUUAUAAAAGAGCUGCUGCAAGUCGCUCUCGAGGAAAGCUUUGCCCGUUCAACGUCAUCUUCCCCUCGCCUCGGCCAAACUCCUCAUCACUACACGCACCGCUCCUACCUGAGCUUCGACACAUACAACAUGACAGUUGUACAAACGCCUUGGUGGAAAGACGGCGUUGUCUACCAGAUCUACCCUGCCAGCUUCAAAGACUCCAACGGAGAUGGCAUUGGUGAUCUAAAUGGUAUCAUCUCUGAGCUAGACUAUAUACGCUCCAUUGGCGUGGAUAUCAUCUGGAUAUGUCCCAUGUAUGAUUCCCCUCAGGUUGACAUGGGCUAUGAUGUCCGCAACUACGAGGAUGUAUAUGCGCCGUACGGCACUGUGCAGGAUAUGGAGAGAUUGAUUGCUGAGACACAUGAGCGAGGCAUGAAAAUUAUAUUAGAUCUCGUUGUCAAUCACACCUCUGAUCAGCACAAAUGGUUCCAAGAAUCCCGCUCCUCAAAAGACAACCCCAAGCGCGAUUGGUACAUUUGGCGGCCGGCCCGCUACGUCGAUGGCCAACGCAAGCCCCCCAACAAUUGGGUUAGUAAUUUCUUGGGCAGCGCCUGGCAAUGGGACGAGCACACACAGGAGUAUUACCUCCAUCUCUUCUGCCCCGAGCAGCCCGAUCUCAACUGGGAGAACCCCGAGACCCGGCAAGCCAUCUAUCAGUCUGCCAUGGAAUUUUGGCUCCAGCGGGGUGUAGAUGGGUUCCGCGUUGAUACCGUGAACAUGUACAGCAAGGGUGAGAUGCUGGACGCACCGGUAACAGAUCCAGGAUCGGAGUGGCAGAUGGCUGGACUGCAGUAUUGCAAUGGACCAAGGAUGGCAGAGUUCUUGGCUGAGAUGAAUGCCGUUCUGGGGAAAUACGAUGCCAUGACGGUGGGAGAGUGCCCGAAUACACCAGAUAUGAAGAGGGUCCUGCAGUACGUCAGCGCAAAGGAGAACCAGCUCAAUAUGGUAUUCCAGUUUGACGUAGUAGAUGUCGGUCAAGGCCCCUAUAAGUUCCAAACUACACCGAAGAACUACACCUUGCCUCAAUUCAAACGUGCCAUCGCCCGCACCCAAGACCUGGUCCGCCCUCCUUCGGACGGCUGGACCACCGUAUUCCUCGAGAACCACGACCAAUCGCGCUCCAUCACGCGCUUCACUUCCGAUGCACCCGAGCAUCGUGUCGCUGGCGGCAAGAUGCUUGCCCUGAUGAUGACCACGCUGUCGGGCACUUUGUUCAUCUACCAAGGCCAGGAGCUUGGCAUGACGAACUUCCCUGAGAGCUGGGACAUGAGUGAGUACAAGGAUGUCGAUUCGUCCAACUACUACAAGAUGGUGGCUCAAAGGACGAACAACGACCCCACCGCCCUCGCAGCAGCGCACAAGUCGCUACAGCAUCUUGCAAGGGAUCAUUCAAGAGUACCGAUCAGCUGGUCCACCGCCCCACAUAACGGCUUUUCACCACCAGAUGCAAAAGCCAAGCCAUGGAUGCGACCGCUCGAAGACGCGGCAGUAUGCAACGCGAAGCAGCAGCAAUCGGAUAAGAAGUCCGUGCUCGCAUUUUGGAAACACAUGCUCCAGGUGCGAAAGGAGUACAGGGACUUGCUGGUGCACGGCCAGUACGACGAUCUCGAUGUAGAGAAUGCGAACCUGUUCGUUUUCAGCAAGACGUGGAAGGGCAAGAAGGCGGUUGCAAUUUGCAACUUCACGGAUAAGGCGCAGGCGCUGGAAUUCCCUCAGCCGGUUAGGGAUGAGAAGAAGGAGUUGCUUGUCAGCAGCUUUGAUCAGCCUGCUGAACGGGAGCUUGGAGCAUACGAGGGCAGGAUUUAUCUAUUGCUUUAGAUUACCUAGGUAGCACUAACGAUGUGACGAACACCGAACAGGUUUUAGAGUAGCCGCUAGAAUGAAGGUGCUUACGGAAGGACCCUCCUCGGUACAUGACAAUGAUCACCACUGUACCUAUGUGGUUUGGCUUUUGUUUGAUGUGUAGAGUGAUGAAUGGAGCUGGAAAACGCCAUGCGCACAUAUGUUGUUCGAUUGAGUAAGCAAGGCAUAGAAGAUGCACCAGCUGCUACACGCGACAGGUUCAAAUUUCGAGCAGG
Cucurbitaria berberidis CBS 394.84 is the source of this 2183-nucleotide messenger RNA. RefSeq names its product glycoside hydrolase family 13 protein. Gene Ontology annotation, biological process: oligosaccharide catabolic process. The transcript has 3 exons. Bases 193 to 1923 code for a protein of 576 amino acids. Gene Ontology annotation, molecular function: alpha-amylase activity. NCBI's taxonomy places the organism in Eukaryota, Fungi, Ascomycota, Dothideomycetes, Pleosporales, Cucurbitariaceae. The record is from RefSeq and is a predicted model, not a curated record.